GAGCUGGUCGCGGGCCUGGCGCUGGAGGCCAUCAGGGCCAGCAAAGGUGCCGCAUACGACUGCUACCGGGCGCUCCUCGCGGCGGCGCCAGAGCUGCGGAACGACCGGGCCCUGCUGCAGGACGGUGCCGGGCCGGCCGCCUCAGAGUGGCUGGGGGCUGGCAACGUCACGAUUCGCGCCGGGGCCGCCUGGGAAUUGAUCUACCCCUCUCAGUUCCCGAGCUGCGCCGGCGGGCACCGUGGCGUUUGCCAGACGGGUGGAUAUCAGCAGCGGCCGUGA
Prorocentrum cordatum is the source of this 279-nucleotide messenger RNA. Lineage: Eukaryota; Dinophyceae; Prorocentrales; Prorocentraceae. The record is from the annotation of a GenBank genome assembly.